Molecule: messenger RNA, 1146 nt
Organism: Drosophila elegans
Lineage: Eukaryota; Metazoa; Arthropoda; Insecta; Diptera; Drosophilidae
Product: 3'(2'),5'-bisphosphate nucleotidase 1
Exons: 2
Coding region: 130-1050 (306 amino acids)
Biological process (GO): phosphatidylinositol phosphate biosynthetic process
Molecular function (GO): 3'(2'),5'-bisphosphate nucleotidase activity
Source: RefSeq, a predicted model, not a curated record
CUAGCCGCACUCAGCUGUUGUACUUUCACCGUAAUCAUUCGACGGCAGCGGUGAACACAUCCCAAACCCAUUCCAAUCUAGAAAAGAUCUCCCUUAUCCAAUCCAUAUCUGAAAACAAAUAAGAUAAAGAUGGCUGCUACUGCUCCGGUGAUCAUGCGAGUCAUGGCGUCCUCGAUAAGCACGGCCAAGCGGGCUGGCGGGAUCAUCCGCGAUGUGCUCAAAAAAGGCGACCUGGGUAUAGUGGACAAGGGAAAGAAUGAUCCCCAAACGGAGGCAGAUCGCUCCGCCCAGCGCUGCAUCAUUGCUUCGCUGGCUAAAAAGUUUCCAACAGUGAAGAUCAUUGGCGAGGAAGGAGGUUCCGAUCUGAACGUCUGCGACGAUUGGCUGGUCACCGAGCUGGAUGAAGGAUUCCUGCAGCAAAGCUGUCCGGCGGAGUGGAAGGAUGCGAAGCCCGAGGACUUUGUGAUAUGGGUGGAUCCCCUGGACGGCACAGCGGAGUACACACAGGGACAUGUGGAGCACGUCACCGUACUGAUUGGCAUAGCUGUCAAGGAUGCUGCGGUGGGCGGCAUCAUCCAUCAGCCCUUCUACAAGCAGCCCGACGGCGAACUGGGCCGCACUAUCUGGGGUCUCAAGGGUCUGGGCACGGGAGGAUUCACAGCGGUGCCCGCACCAGCCGGCCAGUUCAUCAUAACCACCACUCGCUCGCAUUCCAAUGCCCUGCACCAGCAGGCUCUAAAUGCCUACGCAUCCACAGAGGUCCUGAAAGUGGGAGGCGCCGGCUUUAAGGUGCUGCAGCUUCUGGAGGGCAAGGCCCAUGCCUACGUGUUUGCCACGCCGGGCUGCAAGAAGUGGGACACCUGCGCACCCGAGGCGGUGCUGGAGGCCCAAGGCGGCACCCUGACCAACAUCAAUGGCGAGCACUACGCCUACCACGCGGAUGUGGAGCACGUGAAUCGUCAGGGAGUGCUGGCCAGCCUGGGACAAAACCAUGCCGAACUGGUGGAGAAGAUACCCGCCGAGGUGCGGGCGGCAGUGGGAGCCAAGUGAGAUGCCAUUCGAUUCCAGCACUUUAUUAGUUUAUUUGCACUUAAAGUAAACACAUAAGUUAAGCAAUAACAAGUUAGAAAAUUUGACAAUUGUUAA